Anoplophora glabripennis (Asian longhorned beetle) is the source of this 3627-nucleotide messenger RNA. Its product is annotated as zinc finger protein 90-like. The transcript is spliced from 4 exons. Gene Ontology annotation, biological process: regulation of transcription by RNA polymerase II. Gene Ontology annotation, cellular component: nucleus. Gene Ontology annotation, molecular function: DNA-binding transcription factor activity, RNA polymerase II-specific; zinc ion binding; RNA polymerase II transcription regulatory region sequence-specific DNA binding. Bases 38 to 2521 code for a protein of 827 amino acids. Lineage: Eukaryota; Metazoa; Arthropoda; Insecta; Coleoptera; Cerambycidae. The record is from RefSeq and is a predicted model, not a curated record.
ACGGUUUGAUAUUUACGUUUCAAAGAAAAUUGUUGCAAUGUCUGGUGUUCAAGAUACUUCGUGCAAGCUUUGCCUCAAAACUGUAACCGUAAAUGGUUUUGAGGUAAUAGACAACGUUACUAGAGAUAUUUUAGAUGUUCUUUUGCUGAAAUUGAAAUUUGAUAGCGAAGGCAAAGAGGUUAUAUGUAACGUUUGCAGAAGAAAGUUAAACGCAGCAUUCGAAUUUAAGGUAACUUGUCUGAAGACCGAUUUCACAAUUAUUCCAUAUGUGGAUUGUGAAAAAAUGUUACAGCUCGAUAUAAGAGACGUGUAUACGAAGGAAAAGACAAACGACUCAAUGGAUGUUUCAAAUGGUCAGAAAAUAUGUCGAUUGUGUAUGGAGCCAGUAGAGAGUGAAUUUAGGUGUGUAUGUGAAGGGGAACUUGAAGCUAUCGAGAAAUUGGCUCCUGAAAUGAAUAUAAAUAUCAUCAAAGAUCCCGUUGUAUGUAAGGAAUGCUUUGAUUAUGUGUGCACCCACAACAGUUUCCUAAAAAAUUGCUUGGAAGUACAGGACAAAAUUAAAGGUAUUUUUAAUAACGCAGCAACUGAAAGCCAGACAGAUACGUCGCCAUCCGAUUUAUUCGUUAAGACUGAAAACGAGGACAAAGAAUUCGAUAUCAACGAGAUGGAAAUGUCGAUCAAAGCUGAAAGUAUCGACAUAAAAUCUGAAGAUGAGGAAGGGAGCGACUUGCUACUGCAGAGCUCCGAUAGUGAAUCAUUCGAGAAGAGUGUCCUUAGAGAUGCAGAAGAGGAUGAAUGUAAACAUGAGAAUAGAUCGACAAACCAAUGUAAUAUGAAAGACAAGCAGGAUGACAAAGUAUUUUACAAAUGUGAUAAAUGUAUUUACGAAACUGGAAGCGAGAGCCGGUUUAUAGCACACCGUGCGAGACACGAGAAUGAUUCGGAAGCAUAUAAAUGCGAAUCGUGUGAGUAUGAAACUGAAAAUAAAAAAUUUUUUCAGAAGCACCGGUUGAGGCAUAAAGACUCUUCGGAUACGCGUAUGCACCAAUGCGGAUCAUAUGAUUACAAGACAAGGCACAGGUGUGAGCUUGCUAAGAGUCAGGUGAAACACAAAAGCGCAUCUAGAGGGCAAUUGUAUGAGUGUGACAUUUGUGAUUUCAAGACAAAACGGAAGGUCAGUUUUAAUAGUCACUAUAUAAAACACAAAAACUCGAACAAUUGUGUAGAAUAUGACUAUAAAACCAAAUACACUGCAUUACCAAAUAAGGACACUUCACAAUUGCCCAUUUAUAAAUGCAAUGGUUGCAAAUACCAAUCCAAGAAUAAGAGAAACUUUACCAGACAUCAGUUGAUACAUAAAGAUCCUUCGCAGGUUCAAAUGUACAGGUGUAAGGACUGCGAUUUUGAGACUAAAUACAAGGGUGCUAUGAAAAAACACCAACUUAAACAUAAAUAUCCUUCACAGAUUCAAAUGUACAGGUGUAAGGACUGCGAUUUUGAAACUAAGUACAAGGAUUAUAUCAAACGGCAUCAACUACAGCAUGGAGAUGCUCCUCAGGUUCAAUUGUGCGAGUGUAAGGACUGCGAUUACAAAACUAAAUACAAGGCUGAUAUGAAAAAACACCAACUGAAACAUACAGAUCUUUCACAGGUUCAAAAGUACAGGUGCAAUGACUGUGAUUUCGAAACUAAAUACAAGAAUGUCAUGAAGAACCACCAACUGAAACACAAAGACCCUUCGCAGGUUGAAACGUACAGGUGUAACGACUGCGAUUACAAAACUAUAUACAAAAAAUAUCUCAAAAAGCAUCAACUGAAGCAUAAAGAUCCUUCUCAGGUUCAGAUGUACAAGUGUAGCUACUGCAAUUAUGAAUGUAAAUACAAUGCUAUCAAACUGCAUGAACUGAAACAUAAAGAUCCUUCGCAGGUUCAAAUGUACAGGUGUAAGGACUGUGACUAUGAAACUAAAUACAGGAGUUAUAUCCUAAGGCACCAGCUGAAACAUAAAGAUCCUUCACAGGUUCAAAUGUACGGGUGUAACGACUGCGAUUACCAAACUAAAUACAAGGGUGAUAUGAAAAUACACCAACUGAAACAUAAAGAUCUUUCACAGGUUCAAAAGUACAGGUGCAAUGAUUGUGAUUUCGAAACUAAAUACAAAGAUAUCAUGAAGAAACACCAACUGAAACACAAAGACCCUUUGCAGGUUCAAACAUACAGGUGUAACGACUGCAAUUACAAAACUAUAAACAAGAAAUAUCUCAAAAGGCAUCAACUGAAGCAUAAAGAUCCCUCACAGGUUCAGAUGUACAGGUGUAACGACUGCGAUUUCGAAACUAAAUACAAAAGUUGUAUCAAACAACACCAACUGCAGCAUAGAGAUCCUUCUCAGGUUCAAAUGUACAGGUGUAAUGACUGCGAUUUCGAAACCAAAUACAAGGAGAAUAUCAAGCGGCAUCAACUGACACAUAGAGAAGGUGUACCGACUGCGAUUAUGAAUCCAAAUGCAGGAGUGGUAUAAAAUAUUACAUGUUGAAACAUAGACAGCCUUCACGGGUGUAUGAGCAUGCAAAGGUAAGUCGCAGAUUUAAGUCCAGUACGGCCCAUUGAAGUGCAAAAUCCAGUCAAAAUGUCAUUUAAGAGACUGACCGUAAAUAUGUGAAUGUGUCUAUCGUGAAAAACAUCGGUUCAAACACAAAACUCUCACUGAAACAGAAAGCUGCAAGUUAUUUCAGACUAAUGCUGUUGUAACAAUACAUUAAAAUGAAUACUCUGUAAUAUACACCUGUUUGUUUCUGUUUAAAACUAUAAAUUUUUCAUUACCAAUAUUCAGAGUGAAUCUUAAAUGUGUACAUGAGUAUUCUAAGCGACGAGAUGAUUUACUAUGUAGAACAUGCAAUUAACAGUUUUUUCUGCAAAAAAAUACGAAUAAUAUAAAUAUGCAAUAAUACUAAACACUAAAAUAAAUAUGCAUUGUCUUUCUUAAUAGAAAACUGUUGACAACUGACUUGGCUGUGGUAUUUAGGCAUUGAGAGAUCAACUAUUCUGUGUUGUCGAUAUCGUGUGGACUUGUAAACUCAAGUUUUGCAGUGGCGGCUUUUCGCAAUACUAUGUCUGGUUUUCACUUCUAGGUUGGAAACUCGGUAUUCGAUUGUCCAUAUGAUUUUUGAGACAAGUGUUGCGGUAAACCAGAAAGCAGUCCUUUGAAAAUUAUUAUGUACCUUGUAGUGGGAAGUUUUUUAUUUUAUUUAAAUUAUAUUUGUACAAAAUCAAUUCACCCUUCCAGCCUGAUAUUCGUUAUUUGUACCGUCCUAAAUUAUUUGUGUUGUCCUUAUGAGUAGGAGUUGUGUACAUGUGGAUGGCAAGAUUAUUACCGCUUUGGCUCGAGAAGGUGUUGGCUAACCGAAUUUUGCAGUAACCGCCUUUAUUUUCUGUUUAAAUAAGUGUUUAUUUGUUGCAUUUAUUUUUAUUUUUUGACCUCUUUAAUUUUUAUAUGCACAUUCAAAAUUAACCCUGCCUCCUAUGCAAUUUGUAAUUUUCAUUUAAUUCUUCGUAAUUUGUGUACACUGUUCACUACUGUAUUUUGUUAGUAUUAUUUUAAGGCCUAAAUAUAAUAAGUUUAAAUCU